Messenger RNA from Vigna angularis (adzuki bean), 3130 nucleotides. RefSeq names its product protein PHOX1. NCBI's taxonomy places the organism in Eukaryota, Viridiplantae, Streptophyta, Magnoliopsida, Fabales, Fabaceae. Gene Ontology annotation, molecular function: protein binding. The record is from RefSeq and is a predicted model, not a curated record. Bases 680 to 2842 code for a protein of 720 amino acids. The transcript is spliced from 2 exons.
UCAGUUAAGAAGCUCACGUUAUGUGAUUUCUUUUUUGACAAAUGCUUUGGUGGCGUUAACGUGAAGGCUAUGAAAAAUCAUUCUCCCACAUUACAAAAGAACGUCAACAACACCACUUGCUUUUCUUCCAUUUCAAACUUCCUUGCUGUCACAUUGUGUUCUGGUUUUCCUUGUAGUUGCAAAGUUUGAAGCUUUUCCCCAUAACUUGUUACCCAGAUAAGUUUAUUUCUCUUCCCAAAUUCUGGGUUUUGUUUGACCUUUUCUGAAGUCUGUCUGUGAAAUGGAAUUUGUAUUCGCUCAAACAAAUAAUAAUUGAGAGAGAAGGAUACGUCUGUGUUGAAUGUUUGUGUCACUUGAACCAUUAUGGUAAGAGGACAACGCAGUCAAUUUUCACUGGCACCAUUUUGAGAUUUUGAACUUGUUCCGAUUAAAGAUUUUUUCUUCAACUUUCACAUGGGCUUCACAUAGGAGGCUAUGUUCUAUCAAUUUGGUUAUGUUGUUGUUAUGUUAUCCACCGUUUCCUUGAGUUUUGGAUGAUGCCAUGUUAAUUAUAUCUGAAGGUCUCUCAUGUUAGAUUGCCUUUAUAUUUGUUUUCUUUUUGGUAUACCUUGUUAUUGGUUUUAUUGUGUUCUUGGUUUGACUGGAAUAAAUUGAGUUGUGUUUGUGUGAGAGUGGGAAAAUGAGAAAGAAAACAAAGCAAGUAGGAGAAAUAAGAGAGGAUAGUAAAAUGGGAGAUAGCAGUCCCAAAACAUAUGAUAAUGAUACUAUGGUGUUCAUUUCCAUGUCUCAAGAAUUUAAGAAUGAGGGAAACAAGCUGUUCCAGAAGAGGGAUGUUGAAGGAGCAAUACUAAAAUAUGAGAAAGCCCUGAAGUUACUUCCGAGAAAUCAUAUUGAUGUGUCCUAUCUGCGGAGCAACAUGGCUGCAUGCUAUAUGCAAAUGGGAGUCAGUGAGUUCCCAAGGGCUAUUCAUGAAUGUGAUUUGGCUCUGGAAGUGACACCCAAAUAUAGUAAAGCACUGUUGAAGAGAGCAAGGUGCUAUGAAGCUUUAAAUAGGCUGGAUUUAGCUCUAAGAGAUGUCAGCACUGUUCUAAAGAAGGAACCAAAUAAUGUCAUGGCAUUAGAGAUCUCAGAAAAGGUGAAAAAUGCACUUGAGGAGAAAGGAUCAAGAGUUAACGAUACAAUAAUUGAGUUGCCUCCAAAUUAUGUCGAACUUCCUAGUGCUUUGACUCCAGAAAAGGUAGUGAAAGAGAAUAUGCGCAAGAAGAAGGGCUAUAAAGAGGAAAAGAAGGCUCCUAAUGACAAAAUUCUAGAAAGGAAAACCGAGGAGAAGAAGACUGAGGGCUGCAUUGUGGUUGUUGAGAAGAAGAUCAACACAUCGAAGAAGAAGAAGGCCAAGGAAAAAAAUGAUGAGAAGAAGGCUGAUAUAAAGGAAGUUAUAGAGGAAAGAAGUAAUGGUAGAAGGGAACAUGUUCCUAACAAAACAGUUAAACUUAUUUUUGGUGAUGAUAUAAGAUGUGCUGAACUGCCUAUCAAAUGUAGCCUCUUCCAGUUAAGAGAAGUUAUUCAAGAUCGAUUUUCGAGCCUAGGAGCUGUUCUUGUCAAAUACAGGGACCAAGAAGGUGAUUUAGUCACAAUCACUUCUGAUGAUGAAUUAAGAAGGGCCGAAAUAGGAUCUCAUAGUUGUAUCAGACUGUACAUCGUAGAAGCCACUCCUGAGCAGGAUCCACUUUUUGAGAAAUUUAAAGUGAAGGAGGGGGAAGUUGUUGGCCUUAACAUUGCAGUUGAGAAUGGCUGUGUGGGAAAAGCAAAUGGAAUUGCUAGCUCUUCUUGCAUUGAGGAGUGGAUAAUUCAGUUUGCCAAAUUGUUCAAGAACCAUGUUGGUUUUGAGUGUGACAGAUAUUUGGAUUUUCACGAACAUGGUAUGAAGCUCUAUUCCGAGGCUAUGGAGGAGACGGUUACAGGCGAAGAAGCACAAGGCCUAUUUGACAUGGCUAGAGAUAAGUUCCAAGAGAUGACUGCUCUUGCAUUGUUCAACUGGGGAAAUGUUCAUAUGUCUAAGGCAAGGAAAAAGAUAUAUAAAACAGAAGACUCUUCUAAAGAGCAUCUAUGCGAACUGAUCAAGAGUUCAUAUGAAUGGGCGCUGGAAGAGUAUUCAAAGGCAGAAGAAAAAUAUGAUGCAGCCAUUAAAAUUAAGUCAGAUUUUUAUGAAGGAUUUUUGGCUCUGGGGCUGCAGAAGUUUGAGCAAGCAAAACUUUUGUGGUAUUAUGCACUCAAUAGUAAUGUAGACUCAUUAACAUGGCCUUCCGCUGAGGUUCUCCAUCUUUACAACAAUGCUGAAGAAAAUAUGGAGAAAGGAAUGCAGAUAUGGGAAGAAUCUGAAAAGCAGAACUUGAGUAAAAUGUCUGAUUCAAAUUAUUCUAUAUUCGAUUUGCAGAACAUGGGGUCUGAUGGGGUUUUUAAAAGUAUGCCCUCAGAAGAACUUGCAGCACAGGAGGCACAUAUGAGGUCUCAAAUAAAUCUCCUAUGGGGUACCAUUCUGUACGAACGCUCAAUUGUGGAGUUCAAAUCAGGGCUACCUAUGUGGCAUGAAACUCUUGCGGCUUCAGUUGAGAAAUUUGAACUUGCAGGAGCUUCUCCAACAGAUAUAGCUGUAAUUUUGAAGAACCACUGUUCAAAUAAUACUGCAGUAGAUGGUCUUGCCUUCAAAAUUGAUGAAAUAGUAGAGGCAUGGAAGGAGAUGUACAAAGCUAAAAUGUGGAAGAGUGGAGUUCCAUCAUUUCGUUUGGAACCCUUAUUCAGAAGGCGAGUUUCAAAAACUUAUCAUGCCUUUGAGCUUGCAUGAGUUGAAUAUGUUUCUUCGAGUACUUGAAGAUUGACACGGUCAACAGUCACCAAGGCUGCUUCUGUGCCUGAAAUGCUAUUGUCAUCAGAAGGUAACUGGUUAAUUACUUAUAUAUGUUUAUUGGUGAAAUGAAAUAGCCAUCUAGAAGCUUUUCAUUCUUUCAACUCUAACGAUGUCUGUAACUAAAUUCAAGCAAUCCUCUGCUAUUACCCAAAAGUCAAAUUGACCGCCUUGAUACCUGUACAAUAAUUAAAUAGUUUCAAAUGCUACAAAUUCCACUUAAGUUCA